UCCGGGAAAAUUUGCAGCAGCUGUUUUAUUUUUGAGGCCACAAAAUUCGAUUUUUCAUUCGAAAUGGAUAUGAUCUCGCAAAAAAAUGGCAUUGUUGCUGCUGGGGGUGAUGUUAUGGAGCAUCCACCAUCAGGAGACAAGUAUGGCCUGAUUGACAACGAGCUUGGGACAGCAGCUCAUGAGACUGUCAAUGAUGCUUCACCGAGUCCAACCAGUGCCAAGGAGACGCUGCCGCUGGCAAGGGACCAGAGGGGGGAAGAAGAAGGAACCAACAAAUGUUACAAGAAGGGUGAUGGCCUAAAGAUGAUCGUCGGAUCCAGCUUGGCUUUUGCCGUGGUCGUAACAACUGCUCUCAUCAUGCAGAUAUAUCUCGGACCUCCCCAGGUGGAGCCACAUGGUGCAGUCUCAUCAGAAUCCAAACUCUGUUCCGUUAUCGGGACCGAUGCCCUGAAGGCUGGAGGCUCAGCGGUGGAUGCGGCCAUCGCCACCAUGUUCUGCGUUGGAGUCGUGAGUUCUCAUCACUCCGGCAUAGGUGGCGGCCAUUUCAUGGUCGUCCAUGAUCACAAGACAUCAGUGACUAAUGUGAUUGAUGCGCGGGAGACAGCGCCAAUGCACGCCAACAAGAGCAUGUUUGUGACAAACCCGGCAUCGGCGUACAAGAUAACUCCUCACCACCCAAGCAAGAUCAAAUAUGGAUGGGUUGAUCCUGUUGCGGGAGGAAAUGCAGUUGCUGUGCCCGGUGAACUGCGCGGCAUGAAAAUGGCUCAUGACAAGUAUGGAAGCCUUUCGUGGCGUGACCUCGUUAUGCCUGCUGUAAAAGUGGCCCGGGGAGGAUUCAAAGUCAACAAAGGCCUUGCCCACGUCUUAGACCACCACAUGAAACUAACGGAUUUCGAAGACAGCCCAGAACUCGCGAAGAUUUUCAUACGGAACGGCAAGUUCCUCCAAGAGGGCGACAUCAUCAAGAGACCCAAACUUGGAGACACGCUUGAGCGCAUCGCAAAUGAGGGGAUCGAACCAUUUUAUUCGGGAACUAUCGCUGAUGAUAUCAUCAAGAAAAUUCAGAAGACCAAUGGCCGUAUGACCAAAGAUGAUCUGAAGGGCUACAAAGCAAUUCUAAAACCACCUGUUAAGAGUAUAUUCAACGAUUACACCAUCUACACUGUGCCAGCUCCAUCAAGCGGUCCAGCUCUUCUGCUCAUUCUCAAUAUCAUGAAGGGCUACAACCUGACAAUGGAAUCAAUGUCAGAGGCGACGACUUAUGGAAGACUCAUUGAGGCUCUUAAAUUUGGCUAUGGAGAGAGAUUAACCCUUGCUGACCCGGCAAUGAAUGAUCAGAUUGAAAACAUCACUCAGGAUAUGAUAAGCGACGCAAGGGCAGAUGCAAUCCGCCUAAAAAUCGACGACACUAAGACAUUCCAACAGAGUUACUACUCACAGUUCAACUCCAAGCCAAGCGGCGGGACGUCACAUAUUUCGGUGGUUGAUACGAAUGAGAUGUUCGUCAGUGUAACCAGUUCCAUAAACUACUGGUUUGGUUCCAAACUCAUGACAGAAGGAGGAAUUAUUCUCAACAACGAAAUGGCCGACUUCUCCAUUCCUGGGCAGACGUCAAAGUUUGGCAUGCCUCCAAGUCCGGCCAACGAGAUUGCUCCCGGGAAGCGCCCUCUGUCCUCCAUGGUGCCAACCUUAGUCAUGCAUACAGAGCAUAAAUGUGGGCCUCGCAUUGCGGUUGGUGCAACGAAUGGAACAAAAAUAAUAUCAGGAGUGGUUGAGGUCCUGUUGAACUACCUGGUUGGGCAAGACUCGUUAUCGGAAUCUAUAGACAGGCCUCGGAUACACAAUCAGCUCUUCCCCGACGUAACAGAGUACGAGAAGGGCUUCCCUCAGACUGCUGUAACAUUCCUCAAGGGCAUGGGAAACACGGUCCAGCUAGCACCAGAAGCAAUCAACAUCGUCUCGGCCAUAGCCAAGGUGAAUGAUACGAUAAAGGCCCAUGUGGACUAUCGUAGCGGCGGUGGGAACUAUUCGCAAUAUUAGACACAGUCAGCUGAUAGAUAGCGCUACUUAUUCUCUUUGAACAAACAUGAACUAACAUUAACUUGAUAAAAAAGGCGUAGGAGAGGUCAUUUUGCCUGAGGAAGGGACAUAUUACAAAGAUGAAAGGGACUUUGGUAGUCAAUUUCAAUAAUCUUUUUUGCACUGGGGAAUUUCGUGGCCAGAUUUAAAGAUUUUUCCAACAGGUGGGUCUUUCACACUCCCAAACCCCUCCUGGCCUACGCAUGUAUUAGUUGGCAAAUCUAGUUAUCGAACAAUGCUUUUUUCAGCAGAAGUGUUCCAAAUUCUCGGUUAUUCCUGCUUAUGUUAGCUCAUAUGAUAUCGUGCAAUGGUAGAAGUUAGUAGAUUUUCUCUGUCCCCUUCGUGCCAAGGUGAAUCUCAUAAAAGAGACAUAAGCAUUAGUGUAUCACUACAUGUGGCGGCGCCUGGUUUCAAAUAUGUACACUAUCCUCAUGAUCACUAAAAUGCUAAGUUGUCCCUUUUAACCCCGUAACAAUGGGACAGAGCUGAGUGAAUCGAAGCAUAGUGUUGCCUGUUUCAUCAAUCAUGGUUGUUGUUGACAAAAUUUAAUCUCUGUUUAUGUUGUUGACUUCUCAAUAUUUUAUGGUCUUUGAUGAAAUAGCUGUUACCAUGUAGUAGUUCACCUGACUAUAUAAUGUAUAUGAUAGAUAAUUUCGGGCUGUAGACUGGGCGAUUGCAAGUCCUUUUCAAAUGUCACUCCAUUCACACUUGAGAACCAACACAACCAUUUCCAAUGGCAUUCCUCAGUAGGAACUGCUGAACCAAUUGCUAGCACUUAUGCAUCGUCUAGUUCUCUGGGUGUGCAGAAUUCGUUUUUGUUCCCAGACUGUGAUAUUUUUGGUUUGCAGAGCACAUCUUAAUCCAAAUAUGGAUGAGACUUUCCUGAUAUUGUAUACCUUGACCAUCAGAUCACAUUCCAACAUCCUCCCUCAACAGGCCUUUGUUGCAUUCCCUUAAAUACACUGAAUCAAACCUCUGCUGACAUUUGCCCGAUUUGGUGAGAGAACUUGGCUGUUACAGCAAGUGUGCAUCACCCCACUGUCACCCAUUUCCGCAGGGCUAUGUGCAAGUCUAUUUCAGAAACGGUCCCAAGCCCAGUUGUGGGAGGAUGCUUUUCAUUUGGAUGUGCAAGACCAUUCCGUUGCUAGCAAAAAAUUCCAACACAUUCUUAUUUCUUGUUGUAUCUCCACACAUUCUAAUAAUUAUGAUUUAUCAUUUCUAUUAUUCCAUAAAUUUUAUUACAAAUAUUUAAAUAUUGUAUACUCUGUUAAACUUUAAGUGUAAAUAGCUCGUUAUUUAUUUUUUGUCGCAGCAAAUACUAUGGUGAUAUUAUAUCAUGUAUGGUAUUAAAUUGUAUGCUAGUAUAUUAGUUUAUAUUCUAUGGGUCACAAUAAAGGUUGUUUAUUGGAA
Molecule: messenger RNA, 3489 nt
Organism: Lineus longissimus
Lineage: Eukaryota; Metazoa; Nemertea; Pilidiophora; Heteronemertea; Lineidae
Product: glutathione hydrolase 1 proenzyme-like
Exons: 16
Coding region: 64-2040 (658 amino acids)
Biological process (GO): glutathione catabolic process
Cellular component (GO): plasma membrane
Molecular function (GO): glutathione gamma-glutamate hydrolase
Source: RefSeq, a predicted model, not a curated record